AUGUUUCAGUUCGAGAAAUAUGUGGAAGUAAUAAAACAUCCGAAUGGUGGCGCAUCGAUAGUAAAAACUGAUUGGGCGAAACUUGUUGAAAAUUUUAAUGAAACAGAAUUGAAGCAGUUUUCGUCGGAAUUUGCCAUUUAUGGUUUAUCGGAAGAGAACGGAGUUCCGGUAUUCGUCGCGGCAAUUAUCGAACAUGCAACAGAUUUUUUGGACGUAAUAACAUUUUCUUGCUUGUUUGAUUUUUUGAAGAAAAUUGUCAGAUUCAUUUAUUAUCAAUGCUUUUUAUCACUGAUCCUUGGUGUAGUUGAGCAGCGUUACUUAUACCCCCAGUUUGAUCUGUUGAUGCGAAGUCGCAAAUUGGGAAUUCGAUCCUUAUUCGAACUGUUCAUUUUGGCGAACAGAUGGUCUUCAGCCAGCUUCUCUGGUAGUGUUCAGAUGUGGGCAAGCACUGGCAGUUUACGAGCUGUUAGUUAA
Molecule: messenger RNA, 474 nt
Organism: Gongylonema pulchrum
Lineage: Eukaryota; Metazoa; Nematoda; Chromadorea; Rhabditida; Gongylonematidae
Source: the annotation of a GenBank genome assembly